UUUUUAACCAUACAUGACGUCGACAGGAGGGACUUACAUAAGUCAUUUCAAUUUCAACGACUUUGUCGUCUCCGUCACCGAGUCUAACAUGCCAAGUUUCACGACAGCGAAUUUCCGAUGGCAGCUAGUAUAUUAUAAAGUGUAAUUAUGUUAUAACUAUCGUGUUAUAAUUUGUUGAUUAUUAGAAGAUUAUAUUUGUUAUUAAAUAAUUUAUCAUAACUGUUCGGUUAAAUAUUUUAAAAGUACAAUUUUUGUCAUGAAGCACAAAGGCAAGUGUAAUAGUCCAGCUUUAGGAGUAGAAAAACAACAGUUGUGUUUACUCCGACCAAGAAAAACAAUAGUGAAAUUAUGAUAAGGAAGCCAAAAAAUAGAACUAAGAAUUCCAAACCAGUCAAUGGCAGUGACAGAAGUUUUCCAUCCUCUCUUGAUGUAAGGAAGCGCAAGCAUUCAGUCAAUAAAAGUGGUGAGAGCUCAAAUACAAAUCGUGGUAAGGGUAACAUCAAAGACACCAAUGCACAAACAGCCAUUACUGAAAAAGAUGACGUAGCAAUCGCUAUCAAAGUAGCAGCGUUUGUCAGGAAAGUAUUACACAAUGAAUUACCCAAAGAGAAGAUGGAAUGGCCACUAUUUUUAUUGAUUGAAUCCAGACAAUCGGUCAAAAUUUCUCAACAAGAUUUUCAAAACAUGAUAAUAAACAAAUCUGCUGAAAUCAUGGCCACCAAAUCAUAUUAUGCAAAGCAAAUGGAUAGUAUAUCAAUUUGUGAAGAAAAACAACAAUCAUAUUAUGAAAAAUAUAAACAAUUAUUAAAUCAUGUAAGUACUUUGAGUGCCAAACUGGAUCGUCUGAAUAGGAUGCCUCCCACUGCUGUUAAACAUGUUAGAAGUGUUGGAACAAAUGUCAAUAUGCUGUAAACUAUAACCAUGCCUAAAAUUAUUGGAAUGAUCACCACCGGUACUAAGCUAAGAAAUUAUUGACUACUAAUUUGUAAGAAGUUCAUUUUUAUAAAACUUUUUAUUAUUAAUUGUAUUGCUCUUUAACUAAGGUAUUUAAUUUUUCUAUAUUAUUAUUAUUUAACUUUGAGUGCAAUGCUAAGUCAUCACCAGUGUGGGAGAGUAACUUGACUUAAGUUACUGUAACAAAAUUACUUUUCAAGUAAUUUGAUGGUUAUUUACGAAAUUACUCAUUACUUUAUUAUGGUUUGAUACAUUAGAAUUUAUUGAUAAUGUAUGUAAAUAUUAAAAGAUAUCAUACAGGUAUCACAAUUCAUAAUAAGCAAAAUUAUUCUAAAGUCUGUUAUUUUUCUUAUAGCUAUUAAUUAUUGGACAAUAAAGUGUUAUAUUUGUAAUGGAA
Molecule: messenger RNA, 1351 nt
Organism: Myzus persicae (green peach aphid)
Lineage: Eukaryota; Metazoa; Arthropoda; Insecta; Hemiptera; Aphididae
Exons: 2
Coding region: 349-912 (187 amino acids)
Source: RefSeq, a predicted model, not a curated record